Messenger RNA from Meriones unguiculatus (Mongolian gerbil), 2093 nucleotides. It is a transcript of the gene Lcmt2, whose product is annotated as leucine carboxyl methyltransferase 2. The transcript has a single exon. Gene Ontology annotation, molecular function: tRNA methyltransferase activity; protein binding. Bases 1 to 2061 code for a protein of 686 amino acids. The record is from RefSeq and is a predicted model, not a curated record. Gene Ontology annotation, biological process: tRNA methylation; wybutosine biosynthetic process. NCBI's taxonomy places the organism in Eukaryota, Metazoa, Chordata, Mammalia, Rodentia, Muridae.
AUGGGCCCGCAAGGCCGUGAGCGCCGGGCGGGGACGGUCCAGGGCACCAACGACAGCAGCGCCCUCAGCAAGCGCUCGCUGGCCGCGCACGGAUACGUACGCGAUGCCUUCGCGGCGCUGCUGGCCCCGGGGCCCGUGCGGCGCACGCCGCUCAUCCACCGCGGGUAUUACGUGCGCGCGCGCGCCGUGCGUCACUGCGUGCGCGCCUUCCUCCGGCUCGCCGGCGCGCCCCCGGCCCCGGCCAGGACGCAGAUCCUGUCCCUGGGCUCGGGCUCCGACUCGCUUUAUUUUCGCCUGAAGGCCGCGGGCCUCCUGGCCCGGGCUGCCGUCUGGGAAGUGGACUUCCCGGACGUGUCUCGGCUCAAGGCGGAGAGGAUCGGGGAGACCCCGGAGCUGUGCGCGCUGACCGGCCCUUUCGAGAUCGGGGACCCGGCGUCAGCUCUGUGCUUUUCGAGCUCGGACUACUGCAUCCUGGGCGCUGACCUGCGGGAGCUCCCGCGGUUAGACGAGGCCCUGGACGGUGCCGGCCUGGACGCCGCUUCACCCACGCUGCUCCUGGCAGAGGCGGUGCUGAGCUACCUGGAGCCCGCCAGAGCCGCGGCCCUCAUUGCCUGGGCCGCCCAGCGUUUCCCCGACGCCCUUUUCGUGGUCUAUGAACAGAUGAAGCCGCGAGAUGCCUUUGGGCAAGUCAUGCUGCAGCACUUCCGGCGGUUGCACUCACCCCUGCAUGGCCUGGAGCUCUUUCCCGACCUGGAGGCCCAGCGCCAGCGCUUCCUUCAAGCUGGCUGGACUGCCUGCAGCGCCCUGGACCUGAACGAGUUCUAUCGUCGCCUUCUACCCGUGGACGAGCGCCGGCGGGUCGAGACGCUUGAGCCCUUUGAUGAAUUUGAGGAGUGGCACCUCAAGUGUGCUCACUAUUUUAUCCUGGCAGCAUCUAGGGGAGAUACUCUGUCCAAAACUCCGGUGUUUCCGCCCUCAGAGGCUCCUUUUCAGAUAGAUCCUGCCUCGCCUUCAGGGUUUCUUUCUGCCAGAGUAGUCACUGGAGACCACCAGGACUCAAGCCUGAAGAGAUACGGCCACGCCUCCAUCCUCUUGAGCCCUGGCGUUAUCUUCAGUGCAGGAGGCUUUGGAGAACAAGAAGGACGACACUGCCGAGUGAGCAGGUUUCACUUGCUCUCACGAUCCUGCGACUCUGAAUGGAAAGGCAGCCAAAUAAGUAGUUUGAGGACUGAAGGCCAGUGGGAUGGACGCCUUUAUCACACCAUGACAAGGCUUUCAGAUACUCAGGUUCUGGUUCUUGGAGGGAGACUGUCCCCAGUAAGUCCAGCCUCCAGGGCUCUCCAACUUGAUUUUUACGAAAGCGAGGAUAAUUGCCCCGAGGACCAACGUGUAAUAGUAACAGAGGCCACCUUAGGAGAAGGCCCCAUGUUGCGUUGCUGGCGGCAUUCAACAACAGAAGUCUAUCAUCAGAACCAAAGAUACUUGCUUGUGUAUGGUGGCCGAAGUGUGACAGAACCGGCAGUUAGUGACUGUCGUUUCCUCCAUGUAGAGACAAUGGCUUGGGUCAGAAUCCCCGUUGAAGGGGCAGCACCCCAGGGUCGGCAUUCUCACAGCGCCUGCAGUUGGCAAGGGGGAGCACUUAUCGCUGGAGGUCUUGGUGUUUCUGAGGAACCACUGAGCUCUGUACUCUUCCUCAGGCCAGCAUCCUCCAGAUUCCUCUGGGAAUCAAUAGAUGUCCAGCCCCCCAUUACCCCGAGGUACUCUCACACCGCUCAUGUAUUUAAUGGAAAGCUGCUUUUGGUUGGAGGGGUUUGGAUUCAUUGCUCCUCAGUCCCUGGAGUGACUGUUAUCAAUUUGACUACGGGGGUGAGCUCUGAGUAUCAGAUUGACACAGCGUCGGUACCGUGGCCGUUAAUGUUGCACAACCACAGCAGCGCCCUCCUUCCCGAAGAACAGCAGCUCCUGCUUAUUGGAGGGGGAGGGAACUGCUUUUCCUUUGGCACUUAUUUCAACCCCCACGCAGUGGCAUUAGAUCUCUCCUCCUUGAGUUCAGGGCAAUAAAGAAUGGACUCGGUAUAUUCAGGACCUAAGAA